Aspergillus nidulans FGSC A4 is the source of this 1002-nucleotide messenger RNA. RefSeq lists its product as uncharacterized. The transcript has 2 exons. The coding region runs from base 1 to 1002 and encodes 333 amino acids. The record is from RefSeq and is a predicted model, not a curated record. NCBI's taxonomy places the organism in Eukaryota, Fungi, Ascomycota, Eurotiomycetes, Eurotiales, Aspergillaceae.
AUGAAGCAGGGGAACAGUCUAACGCUUGUUCCAAAGCAAAUCGGGCCUCCACGCCUUGAUCCAUAUGGACGACUCCUCGCCCGUUUCUACGAGUCAUUAUUUUUCUUGACGUCUCUCGGGCGAACACAAGGAGAACACACCCCCGAACCACCUGUUCUGGACAUCCACCAGGAAUGCAGACGGAGAUUCUUGAAGAACCUUUCCUAUAUCUGCGACUUCAGGAAAGGAGGCCAGGCAUGCACUGCGAUAGCAGUUGAAGAUCGUGUGGACUGCUACCGGUUCUGGGUUGCUUCAAACAUGAACGUGAACAAAGCAGUGGCUUUUAUUCGAGAAAUUCUUGCAAUGUUGCACGACAGACAUUUAGAUGCUUCGAAUAAUGAGUCAAUGAUUGAGGCCAGUCUUAUUCAGCGUUGCGUGGAAUUCGCUGCCAAGCGCAUCGAUAGUGAGGGGAGGUUUCUCCGCAUUAUGGCAAAUCGAUGCAUUCUCAUGCUUGAGGACGAAGAGUCGGAAGCAGGUAUGACCUUUUUCCUGAGCAAUCUUCUAGAGCGGGCCCUCAGCUGCUCCCGCAACAUUACCCUCUGCCGCUUUCUCUACGACCAACGUCACUCGGCCGCCAUGAAAGAGCUUUCUGCGCGGGCUAUAUCCGACAAAGGAAGACCGGGCCGCGCCGAAGAAGACUCGUGCUUUAGCUCUGCCAGGCAUCAUAUUGGUAGACUUAUCCAUCAUAUACGUGCGCCGAUAGAGCUCGCUCAAGACAGUCGUCAUCUGAUGUAUCUCACCGACGCCUAUACCGUCUGUCCUGUCAGCCCAUGUUCCGCUGUGUCAUGCCCGGUGUCUGACAUGCAUACCAACCUGCAGGGGAUCCUGAACUGGAUGUUCAUGGCCGACGACGAAGACAGGGUAGCCGUUGGGGAUGGUCUUGUUUACAUCAAUAAGACGCGGCCAAUCUUCGACACAUUCUUGGCCGAAUACAACGGUCGGGAUCGGCAGGUUCACGGCUGA